This is a messenger RNA of Salmo salar (Atlantic salmon), 1350 nucleotides long. RefSeq lists its product as uncharacterized. The record is from RefSeq and is a predicted model, not a curated record. Lineage: Eukaryota; Metazoa; Chordata; Actinopteri; Salmoniformes; Salmonidae.
UUUUUAAACCCAUUCACAACCGGUGGUUCUUGAACACGUCCCUAAAAAUGUCAAUGUCCCAGCCCUGUUUCCAUGGUAACAAAACUUUGGGCACAGUCUGUUGGGCACAGUCGGACGUUUGUCUUGUCACUCGUUGCAAGCUAGCUCUAAACCCAUACUCGGUUUUCUCCGCGCUCUUUGCCAGUGUCCAGAUUUGCAACCGCUGUAUAGCUGGAGAUAAAGACAACAUUAGACAUGGACACUGACACAGAUCACCGACAAAACAACGAUGACGUUAACAAUGGUGAUGAUUGUUCAACAAAAGCUGCCCCGACGUCCCAGAUUCCUGGGCUGUCUGAAGAUGCUAACAAUGGUCCUGAGGAGAGGAGUAAAGGGCGCCGUACGGGAGUUAAUGAGUCCGAUUCUGCUUAUACUAAACUGGCUAAACAAGGAGGACAGAGGGGUUUAUUGUGGCAUGAGGAGACCAACUUGGACACCAAACCUAACUCUGCAUCAUCUUACAAGGCUCCUAACUGGUUCUCUGGUUCUCCAAAAGCUAAAGAGCAAGCAAGCCCAACUGAGAGUUUCCAAAACUACAUGUCAACUAAUGCUCCUUUUGGGAGUGAUAAUAAGUCAACUUGGGAAAGGGACUUUGAUGACAAAGAGAAGAUAUCUCCCAACAGCCAAAUGGAGAACUUGUCCUUAGCAUCAGGAAAGAACGAAGAGGCAGCAGGCAAUUUCAAGAAAACCCCAGCAGCCCCGCUACCAAUUGAUGGGGCUGAAGAAAAAUCUCAGAAUUCGACCCCUGUCAACAUGGGUACACUCUUGAGCUUCGGCUAUUUAGAGGACAAGAAAGGGGCACCCAAUACGCAUUCAUCAAAUUCCAAGGAGUAGAAAGGAGCAAAGGCAGUUGAGGACGACUGACUCCUCAAUGUUCACCUCCACAACGUUCCUUCACCGGGGUUUGCCUGUUCAAAACCACUUAUACUAUAGGUCAAUUAAAGCAGUUAACUUUGGUUAGAGUUAUAGGACUCUUGUUAUUCCACCUACGUGUGUGCUUGUUCCAAGAAGUACACACAAUUGCAAAAUUAGAUUGUACGUUAGUUUGCGCUCACAGACCCGUUCUGUGCCUGAAGUUGUUGCUAAUGAACUGCAUUUGCACUGUAACACUAACUUAAUGUAAUAGCCUGAGCUAUGCUCUUGUUCGUCUGUUGUAGUAGUUUUUUUUGGAAUGAUGGUUUGCUUUUAAAAGGCGUCUAUGGCUUAGAGGGGCUCCUCUAAAAAUGGCUGCUGUUUUGAAGUGUCUUUUUUUGUGCCUCAGUGUGGUUGCUAUAAAGAUUUCUGUUUAAAAAUAAAUGUGUUGUGCAUAAA